Molecule: messenger RNA, 1230 nt
Organism: Myripristis murdjan (pinecone soldierfish)
Lineage: Eukaryota; Metazoa; Chordata; Actinopteri; Holocentriformes; Holocentridae
Gene: larp6b
Product: La ribonucleoprotein 6, translational regulator b
Exons: 3
Coding region: 55-1230 (391 amino acids)
Biological process (GO): RNA processing
Cellular component (GO): ribonucleoprotein complex; nucleus
Molecular function (GO): mRNA binding
Source: RefSeq, a predicted model, not a curated record
GCGCGACCAACGGCCCAACUUUGCACCCAGCUUCGCCACAAGGGACGAGAAACCAUGAGCAGUCAGACUGGAGGCGCUGCAAAACCUGGCCAAGCUAAGGAGGACUGCAGUGAAGAACACUCGCUCUAUUUGAAGAUCACAUCCCAGUUGGAGUAUUACCUGUCCAACUGCCAUCUGGCAAAGGACGGCUUCCUCCUGAAACACGUGCAGAAGAACAAACUGGGCUAUGUCAGCCUCAAGCUCCUCACUUCCUUCAAAAGGGUGAGGGCGCUGACCAAAGACUGGCACGUGACUCUGGCCGGGGCGCACUGCUCAAAGCUCCUGGAAGUGAACGAGGAAGGGACCAAAGUGAGGCGGAGAGAGCCGCUUCCCAAGUGGCUGCUGUCCUCGCCCACCAGCAGGCUCAUCCUGGCCUGGAACCUGUGCGGGGAGCAGACGGGAGAGGACGGAGAGGCCCAAGACCCAGAGCAACAAUGUCCCAUGAAGAGACUCUUCAAAAAAUUCAGCGCUUUUGGCAACAUCUCGUCACUCUGGAUUCUGCAUCCUGGCAAAGCGCUUCCCAACGAGCUGCAGUGCUACGCCAAGCGUCACGGCGUGCUCGGUCGUCGCCUGUGUGCCGUGGUCAAGUUUGAUUGCUUGGACGAGGCUCGGGCGGCCUACAGCGCCCUGAAAGCAGAGGAGGCAAAUGGAAAGGGCAUGUGUGUGGUACCGUUGGGAUGCCCUGAAAAGCCGUACUUCACCCAGGAAGAGCUACAAGAGGAGGCUGACAGGGAUCCAGCUCAGGUGACCCGACUCAACCAUGAAACGUCGAAUCAGGAAUUUGCGAGUCUCCAGGAAUCCUCUGAGGAUUCACCCCCGGAGAAAAGCGCGUUCCCAGUGAAGGAUUCCGACAAGAGUCCGUCCGGAUUCCAGCCUGAAAAGCCUCAAGCCAAAGCGCCGGGAGAUGCCCUGGACAGUUUCUCCACCAACCACCGUGGCCAGCCCAUCUGGAGGUUCGGUAACAGAGCAAAUUUGAGCAAUGGGAGCUCCGGGGACCAUGGCCAGGAGAGGUAUGGGUGCCCCUGGGUGCAGAGACGCAAAGACACUGCCAGCGGAGUCCACCCUGAGCCAGCAGGGCCGCUGAGUAAGCCCUCCAUGACGCUGAAAAUGCUGCGUCUGCCCCGCGGGCCUGAUGGCACCAAGGGUUUCCAUGGCAGCAGGGCGAUAGGGAAGCCGCUGCAGGAGCCAUAG